Racocetra fulgida is the source of this 409-nucleotide messenger RNA. The record is from the annotation of a GenBank genome assembly. Lineage: Eukaryota; Fungi; Glomeromycota; Glomeromycetes; Diversisporales; Gigasporaceae.
AUGAAAACUUUAAAAUUUUUCGGUGAUCAAGCUCGUUCGGAUCCUUCUCAUCCUGAAGAUGAUGCUAAAUCUAAAAAUUCCUUGAUGGCUAAAGUAAAAAGCCUUCGUAAAAGGAAUAAAGAUGGUACUAGUGAUUUGGAUAAAAGAAAUAGUAUAAUUGAAAAAAAUAUUGAUGAAUCUUUAAUUACAAAAGAUAAAGCUGAUAGUGAUUACGCUAAAAGUAUUAAUAGUAAUCAUCGUCAAAGUGUUAUAAGCAUUAAUGGUAAUCGUCUUAGUGGUGUUGAAUAUGAUAAUUUGGUUAAAGGUUUAAAAGAUGAAUUGGAAAAAGUUAGUUACGAAAAAGAAUCCGUAAAACAACAAGCUGAAAAAGUUGAACAAGAACUUAGACGUCGUGAUAGUGAUAUUAAAA